This is a messenger RNA of Staurois parvus, 1619 nucleotides long. The record is from the annotation of a GenBank genome assembly. NCBI's taxonomy places the organism in Eukaryota, Metazoa, Chordata, Amphibia, Anura, Ranidae.
CAGCCAUUUACAGACCUUGUAAAUCAGAUUAGGAAGAAGGAGAUUUCCAAAGUUCUUCAAAGCUCUUAUCUACGUGGAAUCAACUUGGCCUCCUUCUUUGUUGCAAGCAAAAUCAUCGUGUUUGUAACUUUCACCACGUAUGUUCUGCUUGGCAAUGUUAUCUCAGCCAGUCGAGUGUUUGUUGCAGUGUCCCUUUAUAGUGCAGUGAGACUCACUGUCACUCUCUUCUUCCCCUCAGCUAUUGAGAGGGUAUCUGAGGCCAAAGUCAGCAUAAGGAGGAUUAAGAACUUUUUGUUGCUUGAUGAGAUUUCAAAACCCGCUGUAUACCAGCCAGAGGAAAAAGAAGAAGACCAGCUGGUACAAAUUCAAGAUCUGACCUGUUACUGGGACAAGACCUUGGAAGUGCCAACUCUUCAGAAUAUGUCAUGCAGUGUGAGACCUGGGGAAUUGCUGGCUGUAAUCGGACCUGUUGGAGCAGGGAAAUCUUCCCUUCUGAGUGCAAUUCUGGGUGAACUACCAAAAGAUAAAGGCUUUGUGGACAUCAGAGGAAGAAUUGCCUAUGUCUCCCAGCAGCCCUGGGUGUUUUCAGGCACUGUCAGAAGUAACAUAUUAUUUGGGAAAGAAUACAUUCAAGAGAAAUAUGAAAGAGUCCUGAGGGUGUGUGCACUGAAAAAGGACAUGCUGCAGUUAGAUGACGGUGACCUGACUAUGAUCGGGGAUCGAGGUGUUACACUAAGUGGAGGACAGAAAGCACGUGUGAAUCUAGCCAGGGCAGUUUAUCAAGAUGCUGACAUUUAUCUUUUGGAUGAUCCCCUGAGUGCUGUUGAUGCUGAGGUCGGGAGGCAUUUGUUUGACAAGUGCAUCUGCCAGGCUCUGCGUAAGAAGCUCUGCAUCUUGGUGACCCAUCAGCUUCAAUACUUAAGUGCCGCCAAACAAAUUCUCAUUCUGAAAGAGGGCAAGAUGGUAGGAAAAGGAACAUUUGCGGAGCUGCUGCAGUCAGGUGUCGAUUUUGCAUCCCUCCUGAAAAGUGAGGAAGAAGAGCAGUCACAGAAUCCUGAGGGCCGCUGGUAAAAGUCGUCCAGAAUCCGCACUUUCUCUCAGUCUUCAGUGUGGUCGCAAGAGUCUUCUGUACAGUCACAGAAAGAAGGCACAGCAGACACUUUGCCGACUGAACCUGUGCUGACUGCAGUUCCAGAGGAGAGCCGAUCCGAGGGAACUGUUGGCUUUAAGGUGUACAAGAAAUACUUCCUGUCCGGGUCCAGUUAUCUGAUCAUUUUUAUUCUUUUAUUGCUAAACAUUCUGGCACAGGUGGCCUAUGUUUUGCAAGACUGGUGGCUUUCCUAUUGGGCGACAGAGCAAGAGAAGUUGAAUGUCACUUAUGUCACUGAAGGAACCAACGUAACUGAAACCGAGAAAUUGGAUAACAAAUUGUAUCUAGGAGUCUAUGCAGGUUUAACUAUGGCUACCAUCGUAUUUGGGCUUCUGCGUAGCGUACUAGUGUUUCAAGUCCUUGUUUCUGCUGCCCAGGCUUUGCACAACCAAAUGUUCCAGUCACUCCUGUGUGCACCAGUGUUGUUUUUCGACAGGAAUCCAAUUGGUAAGUUUGUAUCACAUUACCC